Aspergillus ruber CBS 135680 is the source of this 447-nucleotide messenger RNA. RefSeq lists its product as uncharacterized. NCBI's taxonomy places the organism in Eukaryota, Fungi, Ascomycota, Eurotiomycetes, Eurotiales, Aspergillaceae. Bases 184 to 408 code for a protein of 74 amino acids. The transcript has a single exon. The record is from RefSeq and is a predicted model, not a curated record.
CUGUUCAAUUGAUCGUCAGUAUGUCGAUUAGGGCGAUCGACUGUAUCCUAAGCUCACAACAGUCCCAUUGCCAUACCAAACUGCAUCCAAGAAUCCUCUACGGACGUCAGCAGCAAUAUUACCGAGUUGGCCGGCGGCCUGGAAAAGCGCGUCCCUCCUAAAGAGACCUAAUGUUCACAAUAGAUGCAGAAGGAUAUGGGCAAGAGCAAACUCCAGGCGGGCAAGCAGUACGCAAUCCAGGUCACCUGGACAAAAAGUGAGCCGGGCUCCUCGGCUGCAACUGAUACGCCUGCAAAGAUACAAAUGAAGAAUACUCAGAAAAAGUACGGGUUUGACCAUACUGCGAUUACUGUUGGUAAAUUUGAAAAGACUGGCAAGAACCACGAUCUGGAUUUUGUGGGAGACUAAAUCGCUCUAUAGAUCCUUAUCACACCAAAGAAUUGAUGC